GUCCUUUGCGGGUCGCGAGCUGUUUGAGCGUUUCCAGGGCAACCAACCGACGCUCCUGUCAAUCAAGACUCCGUGCAGCAGCCGAGCGCUACAAGUUCAGCAUCGAUUUAAAGUCUCUGCGUUUGUUCCCUGGAACAAUAGGACAUGGCUGACAGAGGCCACGGUGCUGCAGGGGGAGAUGCAGAAGACACAGAUGAGCUGCUCUGCACUGAUCUCAAGGACGACAGCAGCGUGUUUGGACUGGAGUCUUUGCCUCUCAGACUGGACCACUGUGACCUACUCCUCGAUGCCAUCGAUGCUCAGCUUGGUCAACUGCAGGUCCAGCCCCAGAAACAUCAGGCAGUUUCCACAGAGCUUGACCGUGGUAAUGCAGCUCCUCUUAGGUGGAGUCAGUCUCUGAGUAAGGACACAGGCCUUGGAAGUACAAAUCAAACAAGUGACACUGUCUCAAUGUCUCUCAAUGAUUUGAGACACACUCCAACCACGGAGCAAACAUCAGACAGAAGCACCGGCUGUGGGGAGGAUCCUGUCACUCACGGGGAAACUACAGAGAAGUUAGACAGAAGGACGAGAGACAAACAGGAAACAGAUUCUCAGAGGGAACAGAUCAAAUGGAGGCUCGAGAGGCUGCUUGGAGACACCGGCAGCAAAGAACAGAUGACAGGACAAACGCAGCCUCCCUCAGACAGCAUCUGCACUGAGGACUUUGUCACGCGCUUCAGAGACGAAAUGGUCGAAUUGGCAUCCCCAGAGGUGGAGCACACGGACAAUGAAGAAGGAGCAGAGAGGGGAGGGAUGUCUGACUGUGACCUCUGCCAGAGGGAACCGAAUGAGCCAAGUGUUCCUAAUGUCGGUGGAAGAGAGACAGCAAAGAUGGGGAAAAGCUGUCAAGGCACAGAGACGGCUCAUUAUUCCCAGUCAAACAAGCCAUAUCUUUCUGACAGGUUUGGAGUGAAUAUGUCACAUAGGGAGAAAGCAGAAGCUGGAGAGAGAUUCAGCACACGCAGGGUUGGUGAUGAUGGCAGCAUCUCUCACACAGCAGAGGGUGUAACAGAACAUGAACCCUCGUGGCAGGACAACAGCCGUUCACCUAAGGCCAGGUUCUUGGCAGGAGUACCUGUGUGGAGUUUUGACACUGUGUCCAUAGAGAGUGACCUCGACUCAGUCUGCACAGAACAAGUCAGGCAGCAUCUUCGCAGCCGGCCAGGGUUUCACUCUCUCAUUCAGUCUGUCACAGAUAUGGAUGAUUACUCUACCAAUCAGAGCGACUGUGACACAGCCACACAGGAGGAAAGUGAACCUCCAUCUACCUCAGGUCAGACAUCCUCAUUUGGAAAGGUACAAAACAGAAGUCCUUCUGCCCGUAAAGCACAGCGCAAUAAGAGAGAAAAUUACAGACUUGUGUGUUCUUUAGGUGACAAUGACAAGGACACAGAUGAAGAAAUAAAUGAGUGGAGCAGGAGAAGCAGGCCUGAGAGGACAUCAGAGAAGAUGCAGUCUGACUGGGUCAGAAUGAAAGAGCGUCUCUUUACACUCCAACAAAAAUGUGACAAAGAGGAGGAAACACUACAUUUGAAGAAGGCUCAGUUAAAAGAAGCUGAGUUCUCCCUCUCUGAACUCCAACACAGAAGAAAACAUGCCUUGCAGGAAUUAGAGCGACUCACAGCACAGACAGCAAAGAUGGAGAAGGAGAAGAGGACUCUGGAGUUUGUUCUGAGUGACAACAGGACAGGGAAGAACUCUAUUAGUUGCAAGCGACACAAGCUUCAGGCACAGAGAGAGUCCUGUAUCUCUGAGCCCACUGUUGUCAUGUCAGUGCUGGAGAGGGAAGAGAUGGACAGACAGCUGGAUUUUGCCAAGACAGAACUGUUUGCUGAACAGCGACGUGCAAGAGAGAAGCUAGAGGCCAUGCGAGAAAAGCUGGAGGAGACUCGUGAGGAGCUCCAGAGGGUCACAGAGGCAGAGAGCUUACUGAGGAGCAGGUGCACCUGUCUGGAGGAGAAAGGGAAACAGAGAAAGGAGCCGAUCAAGGCAAUAGAGUUUCAAGCAGGCGAGCUGCAGGGUGAACUGGGAGAAUGCAAAAUCAGAGUGGGUACUCUGGAGAGGAUGUUGGCCCACAGGGAGCUGCAGCUGCUAGAUUUACAGGAACAACGUGAGGCCUUACAAGCAGAAAGAGAUGGCCUGAGGGGGGAGCUACAACACCUGAAAAGCCAGCACUGCAGCGCACUGAGAGAAGCCCAGGAGCAAGCCCACAGGAUGAUGGAGGCAGCACUGAAGCAGCUAAAGAAAGAUUUGACUUCGACUCAUGAACAGCAAAUUCAAAAGGUUAAUAAGCAGACUGAAGAAGAGAAAGCAAAUGCUUUGAAAGAACAAGCUCUGUCUCUUACACAGCACAUUGAGUCCUUGAAAAGUUCCAUUCAGCUAAAAGAAGACGAGGCAAAGAGGCUGAGGGAGCAGCAGACACGGGAGGCAAAGAAUCGUGAAGAGGAGUUAAAUGCAGAGGCCUUGGAAAAGGUGCACAAAGCAGUAGAAGAGGAGAGGAGGAAGUGGGAGGCAGAAAAAGUGGAAGCUGUGAAGUUGCACUGCAGGCUACUGGAAAAGCAGAACAGAGAAAGCCUGGAAAGCAUGAGUAAUGAGAUGCAGCGAGAGAAGAGUAAAACACUGGCUCUUCAACAACAAGUGGUGGAGCUGAAAACAAAAGUACAGGAUUUGGAAACCCAAAGCUGCGCACAGCAGAGGGAACAGGAGUCUGUGCUGGCUGUUAUUUGUGAAUCUCUGAAAGAGGAGCAUCAGGCUGAGCUGCACAAGUUGCAGAGACAGAUGGCACAGGAGAGUCAGGGGGCAAUGCGGCAGCUCGAGCAGGCGCUUCAGCUGGCAGAGAAAGAGUCUGGCAGGCUCCUGGAGAUGCUAGAGGAAAGGGAGAGGAGCCAUAACCAAAUCACUGCUGAGAUGGACCAGCAGCUCCGGCAGUGGGCCCAGGAGCUCGGAGCAGAGUGCCAACAUCUAUACCAUUUAAUGAAGGACAGGGGAGCCAAACUAAGUUCUGUGCAACUACCUCCCAGUCCUACGGUAGCUGAGGCUCUCACAAACCUGAGAACAGUAAGAGAGCACUUAAAGCACACAAUUAGCCAUCUACAACAGGAGCUUGAUUCACAGAAACAGACCGCUGAGCAUCUGAGAAGUGACAAGGAGCGAGAAUUGAGCAUUCAGAGGCAACAGCUGAGGAUGGAGAGAAACCAAGCCUUGGAUUCUCUGAAGGAGCGUCUCAUUCAGGAGCACAUUGAGGAGUUAAGCAGUCUGGACUGGGCCCGUGCAUGUGACGGAGGAGUUGAGGGAGGAGUGGCAGCAUCUCUUCGCAAACAGCUGAAGGCCAAAGACCUGGAGCUCAGGCAGGUUCAGAGGAGCAUGGGUCAGUGGAAGGAGCAGACUGCGGCUCGCCUGGCGUGCAAGUUUGAAGAAGAGUUGACUGCCGAACUGGAAAGAAAAACUCAGAAGACUCAAGAGGAGAGACGGAGAAAGUCUGAGAGGCCUGAAGGAGAGAUGACUCUUUGUGCAAAGGAGUCUCAGGAUUCAGUUUGCUCUUCCUCCCCCCAUGUUGCUGCCUCCCAAAGCCCCUCGGACGUGGCUUCAUUCAAGCUUCUCCGUUACCUCCAGAGAAGAGUCAAGCAGCUCCGUGUAGAGAACCAAGCCCACACCUGGACCCAGUCGCUUUUAAAUGCAAGGCCUUUAGAUUUGUCAGAAUCCUGUCUAACCCCUAUCACUCAAGGCCAAGACAUUGCUGGGAUUCAGAGUUUAUCAUAAAUCAAGACAGUGUCAAGUUAAGACAUGAAACCUUAUGCUGUAAUGUUCUCCAAAGCUGAGUAGUUCAAGCUGUUUUUGUGGCCACAGAAAUGAAUCAUUUACUGUUAUAUGUACAUGAUAGCAGAUUAACAAGCAGGUCACGGUGACAAAUGACACAACCGACGAUUUGUUCAUUAAGUUCAAACUCCUCCGUGUGAAGGCAGUCAAAUUUUAUAGCUUAAGGUUACAGUGAACUGUGGAUAAGUGAUGAACUGACAUUCAGUGGAGAUCAUGUG
This is a messenger RNA of Scatophagus argus, 4076 nucleotides long. RefSeq names its product trichohyalin. NCBI's taxonomy places the organism in Eukaryota, Metazoa, Chordata, Actinopteri, Scatophagidae. The transcript is spliced from 29 exons. The record is from RefSeq and is a predicted model, not a curated record. The coding region runs from base 145 to 3801 and encodes 1218 amino acids.